This is a messenger RNA of Aphidius gifuensis, 3218 nucleotides long. RefSeq names its product GPI ethanolamine phosphate transferase 2 (gene PIG-G). Gene Ontology annotation, cellular component: endoplasmic reticulum membrane. The record is from RefSeq and is a predicted model, not a curated record. Lineage: Eukaryota; Metazoa; Arthropoda; Insecta; Hymenoptera; Braconidae. The transcript has 3 exons. The coding region runs from base 66 to 2726 and encodes 886 amino acids. Gene Ontology annotation, biological process: GPI anchor biosynthetic process.
AAUCGAAUGAUAUAUUAUUGUUCACCUAUAUCAUAUGGACAUCAUUAUUUAGUAUCAGUUUAUUUAUGUAUGGUUUUUUUCCAAUAAAAAUAACAAAUAAUUUACCAUCAAAUUAUAAUGAUAUUCCAGAUAUAAUAAAUAAUAUAAAACUUGAUAAAAAUGAAUUAUACAAACCAUCAGUACAAAAAAUAAUAAUUAUGGUUAUUGAUGCAUUGAGAUGGGAUUUUGUUGAUGUUAAUAAAAUGCCAAUUACAAGUAAUUUAAUUAAUAAUAAUAAAGCUCAUUUAUUAAAAGUUAAAGUUAAUGCUCCAACAGUGACAAUGCCAAGAAUAAAAGCAAUGACAACAGGAAUGUUGCCAAAUUUUAUAGAUGUUGUUUUAAAUUUAGGUAAAUCAGAAGUACAAAGUGACAGUAUAUUACAUCAAGCUCAAAAAAAUAAUCAUAAAUUAGUAUUUUAUGGUGAUGACACAUGGCUUAAAUUAUUUCCAAAUAUAUUUCAUCGUCAUGAUGGUACAACAUCAUUUUUUGUAACUGAUUUUACAGAAGUUGAUGAUAAUGUAACACGUCAAAUUGACAAAGAAUUAUAUGAUAAUAAUGAUUGGUCAAUAAUGAUACUACAUUAUUUAGGUCUUGAUCAUAUUGGUCAUGUAUUUGGACCACAUCAUAAUUUAAUAACACAAAAAUUACAUGAAAUGGAUAAUAUAAUAUAUAAAUUAAAUAAUAAAAUUAAUCAAUUUAAUGAUAAUAACAUAUCAUCAUUAUUAAUUGUAUGUGGUGAUCAUGGAAUGAAAGAUAGUGGUGGUCAUGGUGGUGCAACACCUGAAGAAACACUUGUACCAUUUGUUGUAUUUGGAAAUAAUUAUCAAAAAAAUAUUCAUCAUAAUUAUUAUAAUGAAAUUGAUCAAAUUGAUAUUGCAACAACACUUGCUGUAUUGUUGGGUCUACCAAUACCAUCAUCAAACAUUGGUACAGUAUCAAUGAAUAUCAUAAAAAAUUAUUCCACAAAACAACAGCUAUUUAUUCUUUAUUAUAAUGCAAAACAAAUAUAUUUACAUUUUAAAAAAAUUGAUGAUUAUAAAUUUAGUAAAAUACAUGAUAAUUAUAAUGAGGCUAUUAAAUUACAUUAUAAUUUAUUAAAUAAUAAUCAAGAAAAUGAAAUAGUUGAUAGUCAAGCUAAUUAUAUUAUUCACAAAUAUUAUGAAAUUCUACAACAAAUGAAAGCAAUUCUUGUUAAAAGUACAAUCAAAUAUGAUCUAACAAUCAUGACAUUUUCAAUUAUUUUAAUUAUACAAUAUUUCGUAUUAAUUAUUAUUAAUUCAAGCAUGAAAAAUAAUAAUUUUUCAAUCAAAAUAUUUAUACUCACGUUAUUUUUGAGUGGGAUAUUUUGGUUUGUUUUAAUUAUUUGUUUAAACAAUGCUAAUAUUGAUAAUAUUUAUUCAGAUUUUAUAGAUAUACCUAAUUUUUUAAAGCUCAUUAUUAUUAGCCUCAUUAUAUUUAAUUGUUAUUUAUUAUCAAAAUCAAUAUCUAAUAAUUUUCAAUUAAAUAUUACAAAUGUUUCUUUUGUUGGAAUUUUUUUAUACAUUGCCAGCUUGACAAGCAGUAGUUUUAUAGAAGAAGAACAUCAAAUUUGGUAUUUUUUUUAUACAACAUUUUUAAUUUAUACAAUGUAUUAUCAUGUUAAAAAAAUUAAUUAUCAUUUAGCUGAUAUUAAUGGUGAUAAUUUGAUUAUUUUAAUAUUGACAUUAGCAAUUGUUCAUAGAAUUUUUAGAAAAUUAAAUAGUACAGGUAAUAAAUAUGCUCAUUUACCAGAUAUUAAAAAUUGGCUUGAAGCUAAUGAUUCAAAUAUAACCAUGACUUUGUUGCUUAUAGCAUCAUUAUUAAUAUUAAUUACAAUUUCAUAUAUAACAGAACGUAAAAAGUACAAAGCAACAACAUUAAUAUUUAAUUUAAUAUUAGCUUGUUGUAUUUAUCAAAGACAUGCUUCAUCAAAUAAUUAUGUUAUAAAUUUUUUACAUUUAAAAUCUCAGGGUAUUUAUGAAGUUUAUUUAUUCUGGAUGGCAAUUAGUUUAUUAUUAAUUUAUCGCAUUAAUAAAACUUUAAAUUUACAAAAUAAUAACAAAUUAUUUAGACAAAUAAUAUUUAUUUUCAUUGAAGUUUUAAUAAUGAUAUCAGCAUUACUUCAUCGUCCUCAUAAUGUGAUAAUUUUACCAGUUCAAAUAGUGACAAGUAUUGUUAUUCAUAAAUAUAUAACAAAUGAUACAAAUUGUAUAUUUAUUAGUUAUUUAAUUGGUAAUGUUUAUUAUUUUUAUCAGGGUAAUUCAAAUAGUUUAGCAACAAUUGAUGUUGCUGCUGGUUAUGUUGGUUUAACAUCAUACAAUCCAAUAAUUGCAACAAUAUAUUUAUCAAUCAACACAUUUUCAUCGAGAAUUAUUGAAUAUUUAAUAUUAAUAUACAUCAAAACAAUUAAUAAUAAUAAUGAAUAUUCAUCAAUGAUAAUUAAUUUAAAUCAACAAUGUCUUGUUAUACAUUUUUUACCAUUUUUAUUUUACACAAUAAUUAUAAGCAUGCAAAGAUAUCAUUUAUUCAUAUGGACAGUAUUUUCACCAAAAAUAUUAUACGAAUCAUUUCAUUGUGCAAUUUUUUUUAUUGCUAUAUUUAUUGUACAGAGUAUUUUAAUUUUAAUUGAAAAUAAUAUGAAAAAAAAAAUGAAUAAAUAUGUAUAUUAAAAAAUAACAUUAUUUCGAUUUAAUUUAUUUUAUUACAAUUAUUUUUUUUUACAUUGAAUAAAUAAAUAUAAAAUUAACAUGACAAUGAUUCAAUAAAUUUAUCAAUUGCUAGUUUUUUUUUCAACCAUCCACAACAAUAUUUUUAAUAAUUUAAUUAGUUAUUUUUUAUUUUUUUUUUGUAUAAUUUAAUUUUCUAGAAUUUACUAAUGCACACACACACAAAAGAUAUUGAAAUAAUUUAUUGCUAUUGCCAUUUGUAGUAUGUAUAUAAAUUUAAUAAAUAAUAUCAAAUAUUUUUAUGGUAAUAAUUAAUUAUUUUUGGAUAUUUAUCGCAUUGAAAUACUAUUAUCAAUAUGGUUGACUUGUUUUUUUAUAUAUUUUUUUAAAAAAUGUUUAUGGUUGUAUAAAAAUAUUAUUUCUCUGAAGUCCAAAUAGAAAUAUGCUUAAAUGCUUAAUUAAUAAAAGCAAUGAUUAUAAAAAAAAAAAAAAAAA